This is a messenger RNA of Daphnia magna, 3163 nucleotides long. Its product is annotated as connectin. Gene Ontology annotation, molecular function: protein binding. The record is from RefSeq and is a predicted model, not a curated record. NCBI's taxonomy places the organism in Eukaryota, Metazoa, Arthropoda, Branchiopoda, Diplostraca, Daphniidae.
UGGGUCAGCUUUAGUCUUGCUUCGCUUGUCGAACCGUUCGCACGUUGUGGUUUUUGUUCUUCGUCCAACCAAAAGUGAACGAAGACAGAAAUCAAACAUUUGAAUUGCUGGUUUUUAUAUCGAUCGGCGUGUGUUUUGUGUAUGGCCAGCCAAUCUCGGUGGGACUUCGUCGAUUGCCUGUCUCAAUAGCGAGCCAACAGUGUGUGUUGAAGCAGAUCGAGCCGUUCGGUAUACAUCAGAUUGUGACAAGCAAAAGGAAAGAAGUGAUUUAGACACACCUCAUUUGAUCGUCACACCUGUCCAGAAGGCGAAACGACUCUGCCAAAGGACAACAUGACAUCGGUUGGCUAUGAACGAAGGUGCGCUGGUGGUGAACGUCGAUUUUUUCUGGUUCUCUUCUGGAUCGUUCUGGUGACAGUCACAUCGAAUUGCGAGGCAGGUGCUCAGCAGGAUGGCGUUGCAGACAGAAAGCAGGCCCGGCCCAAGGAUGAACAAAUGUCGCGCAGCGGGAGCGAAGAGGACACGUUAGCAGAUGAGGCCAAACUGGAGAAUAUCUGCGACAUUAAGUCGUCGCUUUCGGCUUAUUGCAUAUGCGACAGUCUCUCGUUGAACGACGCCAACGAAGCCAAGUGCUCCGUCUUCAACGUCAGCGAUCAAAACGAUUCGAUUUGGGAAUCGUUCAAAACGCAGGCCGGUCUGCAAGAGCUGCAACUCAACGUGCAGGAAGAUGGCCGACUGAAUUUCCUGCCAGCUGUGGUUCUGCGCAAUCUACCUGAUUUGACGUCACUACAGGUGCGUGACGCCACCAUAGACACGCUGGCGUCACAAACGUUUGUCGAUGUGACGCAAUUGCACGAACUCAGGCUCAACCGCAAUAAGAUUCGUCACAUUCGGCCAUUCGCUUUCCAAGGUUUGUCCAGAACAGUCGAACUGGAACUGAGUCAUAACGAGUUAAGCAGCUUGGAAAGGGGCGUCUUCGCCGGAUUGGACAGUCUACGACAUCUGUUUCUCGACGGCAACAACAUCUCCCUGGUGGAGGACUCUGUUUUCCAGAACUUGCGAAAGCUGGAAGAGCUCGACCUGUCCGGAAAUAGCAUCGCCGUGUUGACGGGCGAGACGUUGAUGGGCCUCCAGCAACUCAAGAAGCUCACCCUGCGUGGCAAUCAGUUGGCUAUUGUAGGCGAUCACACGUUCGCUCAUGUCAGCAAUCUGCGUCGACUCGAUCUCAGUUCGAAUCAGCUGCAAGUCAUCCGCCAACAAGCGCUGGCCGGUCUGCGUCACUUAAACAAUCUCGAUUUGUCCCGCAAUCAAUUGAAAGGGCUCGACAAGUCUGCCAUGUUGCCAAUUUGGUCUAAUUUAGUCAACAGUUCCAUGACGUUUACCGUAGAAGGCAAUCCGUUGCUAUGCGACUGUCGAUCAUUGUGGAUUCUCAGGGAUCUCAGAAUGUCCAGCACGAGCGAAAGCGUCAAAACGAAUAUUGACCGCUUGAAUUGCACCGGCCUUGCGAGCGCAACUUCUUCGACGAAUCUCAUCACUUCACUUUCAGUUCUCGAUUGUCGGCCGCCUGCUGGAUCGACGGCCACGACCAGAAGGCCGCCGCGAGGAUCGACCACGUCUACCACCGCAGAGGAGGAACCGAAGCUACCAGUCGUGGUGAACGACAGUAGCGCCUCGUUGCAGUUGUCCAGCCCCGUGGAAAGUAAAGAAGUUCGGCCGCAAGAUCCGGUUUCUUCCGCUGCCACCAACACGGUUCUUCCGGAGCUGGACUCUUCGGCGCCGAUCGUUGGUGUCCCCAUCGCCACCGUUUGUUUGUCGCUCGUUUUCGCAUCGACCGCGUUACUGUGAACUGCGCAAAGCAAAUGUUUUUUGUUUUUUUGUUUUGUUUUAUGAUUAUUUUGAAAGGAGAUAUACUUUGACAACAUGCGUUUACCAUAAACCACUGCCAAAACGCACGGCCAAUUGUUUUUCUCAGAUAGAACAUAAUCUUUUUUUUUCUUUUUUUUUUUUUUUUUUAUUGACAACAAAUUGCAAAAAUUAUGGAGCGCAGGGUAAAGAAAAGAAAAGAUAAAUGGGGGUGGAUAUCCACCAUGAUUCCUAUAUUGGUCAACACUUGGCAUUUUCUGAAUUUUAUUUUACAUUAUUAUUUUUUUCUCUUUAAGUUCGUCCUUUUCAUGGUUUUAUGACAUUAUAUUAUGAUUUGUCUUGAUUUGUGGUAUCUUUCGUAUCUUCUUCCAAUUAUCAAUUAUUUUUUUCUCUCGUUUUUCUUUGUUUCAUUGUCGGAAAUCGAUCCUGAUUUUUGACGCAAUGUGUCUGUGAUGUUUUUCGCUUGCAUGACAAAAGUUCUGAUGAUCAAUUAUCUGGAAAAUACGACUUAAAGUAUGGCAAGAGAAUUAGUUUAAAAUUACCCGCCGAAAAUAGCAAGGGCAAAACAUGAUAACGAGAGAGCGUCAAUAAGACGUACGGACUUAUUUUCGCAUGUCGGAAUGGAAGAGCCUCCCAGAUAAUAACAAAAAAUUUAAAUAAAGUACAACAUAAAAAUAGGCUAUUUACAGCAGUAUACGUUUUUACACACCUGUUGCUUGCACCUCUUCUUCAUUUUUUUUUUUUUCUAAUUCUGUCAGGCCAUCAUAUAAAUCUCAAUUUUCCUUGUAAAGUAAACGAUGAGUCCAGAUGGCAGGCAUAACGUCAAGCCCUCCGGUACCAAGGCUAAAAGAUGUUCUACUUUGGCAUUGUUGUGGAGACCUCGUUUUAGUGUUCUUUCUUGUCGCACCCCAAGUGUUCCGUCGCAACCGUAUUCGCCUUUAUUUUUUAUUUUUUUAAGACUUUGCAUAUUUAAAAGAAAGAUCCGUCGUCCAUAAAUGUAGCUGGUUAAGGGAAAAGAAAAAAAAACGAAAAACAAAAGAAAAAAAAAAUGAACCUGCACAUGCGCCAGGAGCGAGUAGAACAGGGGACAAGUCAAUUGAAUUUUUAAAAUGCCAAGUUCCCCUCCAUGAAACAUGUAACAACCAAGCUAAAAUAAAUCUAAAUUCGAUGUAAAUAUUUGUCGUAAAAUUAUGUAUUUUUUUCUUUUUUUUUUGUCUUCUUUUAUUUGCUUGUUUUCAUCAUCUCCUCAUUUUUUGUUUUUUCUUCUUUCGUUUCGUAGAAAAUAUAAUCAUCAACGUUA